CGUGUCACGGAUGCGGCUCGGCACCGACCACAGGUGCUGCCAACGCUCGGGCGCGGCCACUUCGCCAUUUGCGAUUGCAACGCCAUCGGCUGUGCCACCUGCCUGUUUUCCUGACCCACAGGUGCCAGCGCGUUUCUAAAUCCAACGCGCUACGUCCGUAGGCCAGUUGUGCGUGGAUUUCGACUGACCUCAUCUUCGUGACCGCACGCACGGAUUCACCACUUCGUUUUCUUCGCCUUCACUAGGACACGAGGCACUUUGGUGGACGAUGAAUCGCCAGCACCGCUUCCAGAUGGGCGACACCAGCGCCGACGGCUUGCAGGACAGCGACGUACGCGCGCCGGCGGAGGAUCUCAAGAUCACGCCCGGUCAAAAUACACAGCCGUUCAUCGAUAUCUCUACGCCGUCGCCCAACUCGCGCAAUAAGCGCUCGGCCAGCAGGAAGGGCAGCAUGAAGAGUAAGCGCAUGCCGGCACCACCCCCGCCUCCUCCUCCCCCGAUGGCCAGCCAAACCGGCAUGGUGUCCUCAUUCCACAGCACAGCCAACUUCAUGGACAGCAGCCAGUUCAUGAACAUGAACUCCUCCACCACACAUUUCCUCGGACGCGGCCCGCCCAAGAUGAGCGCGAACUGCAAGAGCAGCCGUGGCAACCACCGUCGCCGCCCUAACGUCCAGGCCAUGCUGGGCGCGUCCAUGGUGCGCCAGAGUUUGGCACGAGCGUCGAACCUGUCGUCCUUCGCCGGCUCCAGAUACGGUCCGCAGCCCGGCAGCGAUGUCGUGUCCGUUCCAGUCCUGGGCGAUUGCAACUUCGAGCAGAAAUACAACGUGGCCAUGAGUAUGGACGAACACGCCAUUAACAGCAACAACUCAGCCUACACCCCCAUGGAGAAGCUGCACGCAUUGCGCGACGUUAUGAGCAGCAUCACCAGUAAGGACGGCUACAUUGAGCGUGAGACUUUUUCGCAAGCGUUCGAAGUAAAUGGCAACGAGUUCGAUGGCUACGCUACUGGCAAUGGCGCGAUCGACGGUAACGCCAUUCUGAUUGACGCGGUAAUGGACUUGGAAGUGGACGCUGAGGAGAAGCUGCGUUUCAUCUUCGAAACACUCGACCCGGACAACACAGGGUAUGUCAUCGAAGACCAGAUCGUUCAGCUACUAGAAUCGAACUUUUCGGCGGCCCAUAUUGACGUGGUGGGCACGGACUUCAAGACUGUGGCCAAUCUGAUGUUCCGCAAGGCUCAGGUAAAGAACGAGUCGAUGACGUACGAGCAGUUCAAGACGGUGUUCGCACCCUACAUCAACGACUCGUACAACCUCCGGAAGUCUGUACCCAUGUACACGGCUCCUAUCCGGCCCAAGAGCAAGUUCGGUGCUUGGUAUAGUGCGAACAAACUCCGCAUCUGGUGGCUUCUGGUGUACGUCAUUGUGAACAACAUCGCCUUCUGGGUCAAGUGGUUCUCGUACGAAGUGGAUCCCGCCAUCGGUUGGGGUCUCCGUAUUGCCCGCGCUAACGCUCAAGUGGCGAUGGUUAACUGUGUAUUCGUUCUGCUACCCAUGUGCCGUUCCAUCACACAAGUGAUGAAGCGUAGCCGCUUCCUGUGGCGCUACAUCCCCUUUGAUGAUAGUAUCGCCUUCCACAAGAUUGCGGGAAGCGUGUUGCUCAUUGCUGGUCUUAUCCACACCGUUGCCCACAUCUUCAACGAGGUGUACCUGUACCUGAUUGCCACUCCUGAAGAGAUCAAGCGCUCCAUCUUCGUCACUCGUCACGUAUCUUCGUUUGUGAAUGGAGAGCGACCUCCGUUCACUACAAUGCUUCAGUCGCUUCCAGUGUGGACGGGUGCGAUUCUCCUCAUCAUCACGUGCAUUUCGUUCCCGCUUGCUGCGAUCCCUAAGUUCCGCCAGGGCAAGUUCAACCUCUUCUGGUACUCACACAUGCUCUUCGGACCUUUCCUGAUUGUGUUGUCGUUCCACGGUGCUGCUUCAUGGCUCGCUCGCUCCUCUUCCUACAUCUGGAUUACGCCUCCAUUCCUCAUCUACCUCAUUGAGCGCCGCUUCCGCUACGCCAAGAUGUUUGCUGCGCCUGUGCGUAUCAUGGAGGCCAUGGAACUCGACGGUACCGUUGCUUUGUUCAUGGAAAAACCCCGUCGAUUCGUCUACAGACCGGGUAUGUACAUGUUCGUCAACUGUCCGCUGAUUUCCUCCCAUGAGUGGCACCCGUUCACGAUCUCGUCGGCUCCUGGAGAUAACUACAUCAGUGUCCACAUCCGUGUGUGUGGUGACUGGACUCAAGCCCUGGGUCGAGUCAUCGCAGACUGCCACGAGCGCAAGGUGCUGUAUCCAGACAUUUACCUGGAUGGCCCCGUUGGCGCACCGACCCAGGAUUACCACCGCUACAAGACCGUCAUAUGUGUCGGUGGUGGUAUCGGUGUUACCCCGUUUGCUUCAAUCCUGAAGGACGUUGUGCACCUUUGGGAAGACAACCGCUGCCCCAACUGCAGCCACGUCCGGCAUCCAGGCUCGUUCAAGAUCCAGAAGCUCUACUUCCACUGGGUAACUCGUGGACAGGAAUCGCUAAGCUGGUUUGAAGAAACGAUGAACCAGAUUUCCGAGAUGGAUCGCGAUAACGUGAUAGAGACUCACCAGUACCUGAGUACGGUGAAGGGCAGCGAGAACACAUCGCAGCUCAAGAUGUUCCAGGAGUUCGUGCACGAGCAAACAGGCAAGGACUUUGUGUCAGGGCUUAACACAAAACAGCUCACUCACUUCGGCCGUCCGGACUGGGACAAGGUCUUUUCAGAAGCCAAGGCGAAUCACCCUGGUGAAGAGGUCGGCGUGUUCUACUGCGGCCCGCACGCGCUUGAGGAGAUCCUGGAUACCACGUGCAAGCGGUACUCAUCCUCAGACCCGAAUGGAACCAUCUUCGAUUUCCACUCGGAGAAAUUCUCAUAGAUUAAACAGAUAUACGUCGUUAGUUUGCUCUGCUGUCGAUCGAAAGGCAGCUCGUGUUCAAAGCGUCUUUGCUAAUUGAAGCAAAUCAAUUGUUAAACUUGUACUUCGUAGUAAUCACUGCAGUUCUGUUUCUCUCGUAAGCCCA
This is a messenger RNA of Phytophthora nicotianae INRA-310, 3095 nucleotides long. RefSeq lists its product as hypothetical. NCBI's taxonomy places the organism in Eukaryota, Oomycota, Peronosporomycetes, Peronosporales, Peronosporaceae. Gene Ontology annotation, cellular component: plasma membrane. Gene Ontology annotation, molecular function: calcium ion binding; oxidoreductase activity. Bases 269 to 2950 code for a protein of 893 amino acids. The transcript has a single exon. The record is from RefSeq and is a predicted model, not a curated record.